Molecule: messenger RNA, 888 nt
Organism: Aureobasidium subglaciale EXF-2481
Lineage: Eukaryota; Fungi; Ascomycota; Dothideomycetes; Dothideales; Saccotheciaceae
Exons: 6
Coding region: 1-888 (295 amino acids)
Biological process (GO): endoplasmic reticulum membrane organization
Cellular component (GO): endoplasmic reticulum membrane; plasma membrane
Molecular function (GO): FFAT motif binding
Source: RefSeq, a predicted model, not a curated record
AUGUCUGUCGAGUUGGACCCCGUCGAGCUCGGAUUCAAGCGCCCGUUCACCCACGAGGUCGCCCAGGUCCUGCGCCUGUACAACAAGAACUCCGACCCUGUAGCCUUCAAGGUCAAGACCACUGCCCCCAAACAGUACUGUGUCCGACCAAACUCUGGUCGCAUUGAGCCUGGUCAAGAUGUCGAAGUCCAAGUCCUGCUGCAAGCAAUGAGAGAAGAUCCCCCACUCGACGCAAAGUGCAGAGACAAGUUCCUUGUCCAAUCUGUCGCCAUUUCGGCCGACAAGGAAUAUCCCAAUGUUUCCCAGAUCUGGUCUCACAUCGAACAAACAGCAAAGUCGUCGAUUCAAGAAAAGAAGAUUCGCGUCGUCUUCUUGCCCCAAGACGGCGCUGCCGACUCUGGUGCCGGUGGCCACAUGGACGACUCGAUCGCUACCUUCAACUCCGCCUCACCCCAACCUCAAACUCCUCAACGAGGCACCGACGUAGGAGCCGUUGGUGCCAUCUCUCGUCCAGAAGAACGCCCUGUUGACAACAAGCACCUCGGAGAUGCUGUCGAGUCAGCCAGAAACCCAGCAACCGAUAGAAACACCACCUACUCCGACUCCUCGACUACCCAAAGCUUCAUGAACUCUAUCCCUACAUCGGCUGAUGACAUCAAAGCCAAGCUCGCAGAAGCUCAAGCUACCAUUGCAAGAAUGAGCCAAGAAAGAGACGACCAGGGACUGCGUCAGCGAAAGACCGAUGCGGUCAACCAAGAUUCAAAGGAAAGAAUCUCGGCUGGAACGACUGGUCUUGGUGUGCAGAAGGCCCCCGCUGGCGGUGUCCCCGUUCAAGUCGUCGCCGGUCUCUGCCUUUUGUGUUUCCUGAUUGCCUACUUCUUCUUCUAG